Messenger RNA from Drosophila eugracilis, 1661 nucleotides. RefSeq names its product heparin sulfate O-sulfotransferase (gene Hs2st). The transcript has 5 exons. NCBI's taxonomy places the organism in Eukaryota, Metazoa, Arthropoda, Insecta, Diptera, Drosophilidae. Bases 117 to 1166 code for a protein of 349 amino acids. The record is from RefSeq and is a predicted model, not a curated record. Gene Ontology annotation, molecular function: heparan sulfate 2-sulfotransferase activity. Gene Ontology annotation, cellular component: membrane.
UUUAUCGUUCUUCGAUAUCGGAAGGCGAAAAACAAGCGAAACGCCAUGAAAUUAUGCUGAAAUAAUUCAUCUGUAAUGAGCUGCAGUGUUCAGCACUAGGCAAACCGACACGAGGCAUGUUUAGGAAACUGCUCAAGAUGUGGAUUCUGCUGCGACCCACCCACUGGCUAAUUUUGAUAGCCUUGUGUGUGCUCACUUGUGCGGGGUACUGGUUCCUCUUGUCAGAGAUUCGCUUGGAACAUGCCUUCAAGCCACUGUCCAAGCUGGGAGAAUCGCUAACCCCCGAUCAGCAUGCCUCAUCUUCCACGGAUGACUUUGACUUCGAGGAGCACCUGGUUGUGCUCUACAACCGUGUUCCAAAGACAGGAUCCACCAGUUUCGUAAACAUUGCAUACGAUCUCUGCAAGCUGAACAAAUUCCACGUGCUGCACAUCAACGUGACUGCCAAUAUGCAUGUCCUUUCGCUUCCCAAUCAAAUCCAAUUUGUCCGCAACGUUUCCAGAUGGCACGAGAUGAAACCAGCCCUUUAUCACGGCCACAUGGCAUUCCUAGACUUCUCCAAAUUCCAAAUCGCCCACAAACCCAUCUAUAUUAAUCUGGUGCGAAAACCAUUAGAUAGACUUGUUUCCUACUAUUAUUUUCUACGCUUCGGCGACAACUACCGACCGAAUUUAGUGCGCAAGAAGGCUGGAAAUAAAAUUACCUUCGAUGAGUGCGUGGUGCAGAAACAACCCGACUGUGAUCCCAAGAACAUGUGGCUGCAGAUUCCUUUCUUUUGUGGCCAUGCUGCCGAGUGCUGGGAACCCGGUAGCAGUUGGGCGCUGGAACAGGCCAAGCGCAACCUAGUCAACGAGUACUUCCUAGUCGGAGUCACCGAGCAGAUGUAUGAGUUUGUUGAUCUACUGGAGAGAUCACUGCCCAGAAUUUUUCACGGCUUUCGCGAGCACUACCAUAACUCAAACAAAUCUCAUCUCCGAGUAACAUCUUCUAAGCUGCCACCGAGCGAAUCAACAAUUAAGGCCAUUCAAAAGACAAAAAUCUGGCAAAUGGAAAACGAUCUGUACGAGUUCGCGUUGGCCCAAUUUGAGUUCAACAAGAAGAAACUCAUGCAGCCGGAUAAUAAGCACGUGCAAAAGUUCAUGUACGAGAAGAUUCGGCCCAAAUGAUUGCAAAGAAGGCGACGCAGUCGCAGAGCAAGAAUCCGGCCGACUUCAGUGAUCUAGCCAGGAGUCUCCGGAUUUUUGUAUUGUAAAUACGCAAAUUCUCCCACUUAGAUUUGAUCUGUACUUAAGAGUAACUAAAUCCGUACACUUAAGCGCUACGAAAGACUUUAGCAUUGAAUAUCGUUGACAUAUUACUAACCGAACAUUUUGUAUGUAGUCUAAGCUUUAAUCUUAAAAACAUGCGAGAACGCUUUUGUAGUUUAUCGUAAGCAAUAUCUAGCAAAAAUUGUCUGCACAAUAUCUCUUCGUUUUAGUCAAAUGUACGUUUUAUACUCGACAAUACAAUGGAAUGAAUGGAUGAAUUUAGGCCAUAGAACGAUUUUUGUAGAACUAGUAAGUGUAUAUUCAUACGUUAUCGACUCUCAUUAAUUGUAACUGGCAUAGACUAAGCUCUAAAUCUGAAUUUGACAUUCAAAUUAAAUGCAUGUAAAUAGUUGA